CGAGCAAUUGCAGCAAUGGAUGAACUCAUCAUGAUGGCUCAAGCUGGAGAACCCUUGUGGAUUCCAAUCAUACAUAGUGGUAUUGAAUGUUUGAAUAAAGAUGAGUAUUUGAGUAGUUUCCCCAAUAGGAUUGAAUUGAAACCCGUGAAAACAAAAUCCGAGGCAUCGAGAGAGUCUGUAGUUAUUUUCAUGAAUCCUACCAAACUCGUGGAAAUCUUGAUGGAUGUGGAACAAUGGUCAACUGUGUUUUCUGGUAUUGUUUCACGAGCAUCGAUCAUUGAUGUUUUAUCAACUGGCAUGGCUGGAAACUAUAAUGAAGCUUUACAAGUGAUCACAGCUGAGUUUCAUGUUCUAUCACCAUUAGUUCCAACUCAAGAUUGCAACUUUAUAAGGUACAGCAAACAACACGAUAAUGGGACAUGGGCGGUUGCUGAUGUUUCCUUGAACAAUUUGGGUCCCGCCUAUAUAUCUCAAUGCCAAAGAAGACCUUCAGGCUGUUUGAUCCAGAAGUUGUCUACUGGUUUCUCCAAAGUCACAUGGGUUGAACACGUGGAAAUAGAUGAUAGAUAUGUUGACAAUUUAUACAAAUCACUGGUCAAUUCAGGUCUUGCAUUUGGGGCAAAACACUGGAUAACAACACUACAUAGGCAAUGUGCACGUCUUUUAAGUCCCAUGGAAAAAAAAAUUCAUACAGAAUAUGUGAAAGUGAUGUUAACUCCUGAAGGAAGAAAGAGUGUGCUCAAGCUGUCCAAAAGAAUGAUGUUGAGCUACUGCAAUAGUUUUGGAGUUUCCGCUGCACACACGUGUAAUACUCUUUGUGGUGAUGGUGCCACAAAAGCCAAAAUCAUGGCUAAAAAGAAUACAGAUGAUCCAGGCAUGCCUUAUGGUACUAUAGUCAGCGUUGCAUCUUCUUUCUGGAUUCAAUUUUCUCCAGAAAAGGUUUUUGACUUCCUCAACGAUGAGACUUCAAGAAACAAGUGGGACAUGAUAGCCAGUACUGGACAAGUGUAUGAAAUAAUGCGUAUUAGUAAUGGUUGUGAUCCUAGCAGCUGUAUCUCCUUGUUGAAUUUACAUAAUUCAAGAGAAAGCAACACACAUAUUCUAAAAGAGACCCGUGUGGAUUCUACUGCAUCAUAUGUCAUAUAUACUUCCGUUGACACAACGCCUCUGAAUGUGGUCUUAAGCGGAGGUGAUCCUACUUAUGUUGCUCUACUCCCAUCUGGAUUUGUUAUACAUCCGGAUGGUCCUAGACAUAAUGUAGGAGGAAUUAUAGAGGUCGGGUCUGGUGGAUCCCUGCUCACUGUUGCAUUUCAGAUUAUGGUUCAUUCAGCUCUCCCAGAAGAUCUCACAUGUGAAAGGGUAGCAAUUGUAAACACGCUUACCCAGUCCGUUGUAGAAAGGAUCCAGAAUGCACUAGUGUCUAGUUUAAGCAUUUGACAUGGGGGUCAUAAAUUAUAAGGUACAAUUUAUGAAUAUUUCCAAAGUUUGGACAUAAUUUCUAGAUAGUUUAAAUGGAUGGGGGCAUCUACUAUGAUGUAACAUCCUUU
Molecule: messenger RNA, 1547 nt
Organism: Daucus carota subsp. sativus
Lineage: Eukaryota; Viridiplantae; Streptophyta; Magnoliopsida; Apiales; Apiaceae
Product: homeobox-leucine zipper protein MERISTEM L1
Exons: 7
Coding region: 16-1437 (473 amino acids)
Molecular function (GO): lipid binding
Source: RefSeq, a predicted model, not a curated record